This is a messenger RNA of Drepanopeziza brunnea f. sp. 'multigermtubi' MB_m1, 780 nucleotides long. The record is from RefSeq and is a predicted model, not a curated record. NCBI's taxonomy places the organism in Eukaryota, Fungi, Ascomycota, Leotiomycetes, Helotiales, Drepanopezizaceae.
AUGGCGCCGAACGCUGAGGAGUUCGUGCAUGAACCCGGCUUCUCCUUUCUUCCCGACCACGUCUUCGCAGCUCUGACGUUCAACUUCCGUGCCAUUAAAGAUAUGCUCUUUGAUCCCGCUUACUUUCCGGAGCUCGAGGUGAGCUUGCAGAGGGCCAGGAAGCGCGGCUCGGGCGGUAUCUCUGGUGACCAUGGGCGGGCCCUACUCCCGUCCAGAAAUCAGGGUCAAGAUAAGAACAUGGACAAGCCUGAGAUGGACAAAGCCGAUGAUGUUAUGGGCGAUACAUAUGAAGUUAGGAAGGAGAGCAUCGAUGAGGAGCACGAGGUCAUGGCCGUCGACGAACAACCCGAGGUCAUAGUCAUAGACGAUGACAGCCAACACGAGGGCUCCGACCACGACGGCGAGGAGGACGAGAGCGAAGAAGACGAGCUCAUGGAGGAUGACGAGGGCGAGCAGAUGGAGAUGUGCAUCUCGGAUGAUGACGAGGACGCCGCCGUCAGAGUCCCCGACCCCAACGUCUUGGCCUUCGCCUCCGCCCUCACCCGCGUGGUCAACAGCCAGAUGGAGACCUUGCGCUGCAGCCUGGAUGGCCUGCUCUCCGUCUCGCAGGAGCAGAACAUGAAACACCUCAAGACGGAUGUCCGCGCCAACCGCGUCAAGAAAAUCACCCGCGUCAACAAUGCGGUUCGCGAGCAGAUGGAGGUCGACUUUCGCAAUACGGCGAAGCGGAUCAAGGUGGCUAUCUUGAAGAAGGCGAUGGAGGAGCUCAACGACGCGUAG